AGCGUCAAAAUAUAAAUAAAUCAUUAAACAAAUAGCAAUUGAAAAAUAGAAUAAUAAAGUUGAUAAAUUAGCAAACACCGGAAGUGUUGAAACUGUUGAAUAAAAAAGUUAACAAUUUGAUCUCCGCAUGUAUGCGCAAAUGCAUUCAAGUUUAUACAAGCAACGACAUGUAGCGACCUGCAACGGUGUGUGCUAUUGGCAUUUAUUUACCUUUGUUGACAUAGGUCAAUAACUUAUUGCGUUGAGUAGCUAUUGAAAAGCGUAAAAGAAAAUUAAGUGCAUACGAAAAAUACGAAGAAAAAUAAGAAAUUAAUUAUUUGUGCUAUUGAAACGAACAACAAAACUAUCAAUACAAUCAACAAUAGAAAAGGCACAUCAGAACAAGCAAGAUAAGCAUAACAGUGCAGUGCAACAACAACAACAACAAAUUGUUACCGGGCAUUUCUAACUAGUAUCUAGUAGUAGUAUGCAGAGGAGGUGAAAAGUGAAGUCAGCGCAUACGAAAAGUGGCAUCAACAGCGAACACAACGAGUUGUUUACACGCACACCUUUGCACAUAUUCUUCUACUUCCACUUUGUUCGCAUUCUUGAAUUCAGUUGUUGGCAGUUGCUACCAAGUCGUAUGUGCGGACUUGGUGUGACUGUGUGCCGGCAGAAAGCAGGUUUUCGUGUAUAGUGGAGGGCAAGAAAAUAUGUAAAAAUGUGUUUUUGUUAGUGUAAAAACUGCAACAUAAUAAUUAACCGGUAGUGUUUUACCGCAAUACUGUGCUUGCAAAGUUGUUCAACGACUUUGCUGAAGUUCUCAAGUAUUUUUUUGUGAAAUCGUGCCACCGCAACAACAAAACGAGCACGAUUCUCCAACAAAUUCAACAAAAAGAAACCACUACAAACCACAUUGCAACACUUUGUGCAACAGAAACAUUAAAUAUCAGCCAGAAAAUAAAUAUAUAAAAAGCAUUUGCCAAAAGUUCUGACUCCGACUGGGGAGCACCUACUUUUGGACACUUCAAUACGAGUGCAUAACCAGCUGCAGCCGGAAAUGCCAGCGUGCUAAGUAACUUGUGUGCAAGUCGCCAACUCUUUUGUGCUUUCUGCGUUUUGGGUGCUUUUGAGUGCACAUACUUAAUCCUUUCACAUUGUGCCGACUUUCUGUUUUCUUGGAAUUUUGAGUCAUACACCUACAAACGUCCCUAGCGUCGAUUCAUCUUAACUCGGUAAUAAAUAAACGACAUCUACGAAACGGAAGCUGCCGCAUUUGCAAUUGUAUAUUGUAUAUUCUUUUUUGCUGUUGACUUCUGCCGCCUGUGUGGAGCAGUGGAUAGCUUUUUCAGGCAGUAUAUCCACAUAGUAUUUUUCGUCCCCAACUUUUGCAUGGAAUAAUUAUGUCAUGGGAUCGUGUACGCGACGACACUUUAUGCUGUCAACAUGCUUGCUGCAAAUGAUAACAAUCAUCGAACGCCAAGUAUUCGACUUUCUCGGAUAUAUGUGGGCGCCCAUUUUGGUUAAUUUCUUUCACAUAAUAUUCAUCAUAUUGGGCUUUUAUGGAGCAUAUCACUUUAGAAUAAAAUACAUAAUAACCUAUUUAAUAUGGAGCUUCAUUUGGAUUGGUUGGAAUGCUUUUCUCAUAUGCUUUUAUUUGAAUGUAGGCAUAUUGGAUCGGGACAGCGAUCUGCUCAAUUUGGGCACCGGUAGCGUCUCCUGGUUCGAGGUGAACGGUUAUGGUUGCAAGCCAACAUAUCCAGUAAAUAUCACCUCCGACGAUCCAUUUCGUCCGAUACGUCCGGAACGUGUGGACGAUUGUUUAUUAGAUUAUACUAUAGUGGAGAUUGUACAGUCGGGUGUGCAAUGCGCUUUAGCGUUACUUGGUAUUUUAGGCGCCAUAUUAAUAAGUUACAUAUUCCUCGAUGAAGAUGACAGAUUCGAUUUCGUGAAUGGCGACGCCAAGAGUCCCCAGCACACGGUGGUCCAUCCAAUGUACGUGAGCUACAGCAGCAUACCGACUUCGGCUAGCGCUAGCGCUACAUUGCUCUCAAAUAAGCAUCACCAAACCAAUACCAAUCAUCAAGCACUUAAUAAUAACAACCACAACCACCAACUUCAAAUUCAUGCGCAACAACAACUGCAGCAGCAGCAACAACAACAAUUCAAUCAUCAACAACCAAAUAAUUUUAACAGUAACACAUUUCUAAUACACACCAAUAGCAUCAGCAACAACAGCCAUAGCCAUAGCCAUAGCCAUAAUCAUAGUCAGAAUCAGAGUCAGAGUCAGAGUCACAGCACAAGUCGCAGUCGCAGCCACAGCCGCAGCAAUAGCCAGAGUGGUGGCUAUAGCGGCGGCGGUGGUGGCGGUGGCAUCGCGUCAAAGAAAGGUCGUGGCGGUGGCGAUGGCAACAGCAACUAUCCGAACGCCAGCAAAAAUAGCACAUUAACACGCAUACUCUACAGUCCGAAGAGUAGCAAUAAGAUCGGCGCUUCGACGGGCAAUACGAUUGUGGUGGCGACUGAGCUGUUGCAGCGCCAACAGUCGUUGCCACAAACGCAUACCGCAAAUUUGCAUGGCGCGCAACAUUAUUAUGACGACAGCACCGCGAAGGCGGAUCAGCUGUAUACGAACAGUAAUCGACGACAGUUCUUGAACGGCACAACAUAUCAGCAACAGCAACAAGUUGGCACACCGAACUCCUCGACGCACGACAAUACGACCUCGUCGCUGUCGUACGCCUCGCUGCAGAAUUCCAAUUUGAAUUUGACACAAAGCUUGCGCGGCGGCGGCGGCUCCGGACCGGGUGUUGGAUUCGGCUACACAGGCGGUGGCACCGGCGGAGGUAGUGUGGGGGGUAGUCGUAGUGGUGGCGGUGGUGUUGGACACAUGGGUGGCGGUGGCAUGAGUAUGGGCGGCGGUGGCAGUGUGGGUGGUUAUGGGCGUGUCGUCGGCGGUGUAAUGACAACCGCUUCCUCGCAAGCCACGCUUAGUCCGCUUAGCAAUAGUCAGUUUAGUCUCAGCAAUAGUCUGAAUAAUAACUAUAGUAAUCAUAGUGGCAACAACAACAACAUGAACAACAACAAUAACAUUGUCCUAAGUAACCCGACUAACUAUAUGACCAACAAUAAUAAUAAUAACGGUAGCAUGGGCAGCGGCAUUGGUGGCGGUCAUUUUGCGCGCAUACAUGCCAAACCCAAACCACCUAAGUCCACCAGUUAUAGCAGUUUCAUAAAUAAUGGCAGCGGUCCUGCCAGUCUCAACGGUAGUAGCGUCGGUACCGGCGGUUCCAUGACUAACGUACACCGUCCCGAUAUCAAGUAUACACAAAUGUCCAACGAGCGUUUGUCGCGCAAUCUCGAGGAGGGGCUUGAAGAUGACAACUUCUCGCUGCAGAAUUUCAAAACCGAUGAUGGUGUCACAUAUGUGCCCUUCCAGAAGCCAACGCCGGGCGCCGCGCUCUUUGUAGGUCAAAAUAAUAAUCCUUCAUAUGUUUCGUUGAACUCAUACGCCGGUGCACAGCUGUCACCUAACAAUAACAAUAACAACAAUGCUAGUCCAAAUGCAAUCAACAAUAAUGCGUUGCCGCAGUUUGCGCGCAGCAUUUCACAAAUGGCGCCACCGCCGCCGCUGCCAGAGCACAGUUUCGGUGGGGGAGGUGAGAUACUUUUAGAGCGCGGCGCGGUGCUGCAACCUGCCUACAACUAUCAGCAGCCGCAACAAACACAACAAGUGAUGAUGCACUCACCGGGUCCACCACAACUACAACUACAGCAACCUGUGCAGGGUGUGUCGGUAGCGCAGUCGCAGCAUUCGCCACAGCCAUUACUGAAUCCUGCCAAUCGUUUUCUCUACCAACAGAACGGCCUACCAUUCCAUCCAGCCUACAAUAAGCCCAUACCAGUGCCGCCACCGGUACCCACGCACUCGUCGCCGCCCAUGUCUGCGCCAUAUCAGUCCCAUUUAAUGAGUCCCGUCGCCAAGCAGCCGCCACGACCGACCAACAUUCCAUUACCCACCAUACCGGCACAUUCAUUCGAUUCGCCCAUUUCACCCUCAGAGGUUACACCUCCACCACCUCCUGCGCCACGUCCACACAUUUUCCAACCACGUUCUGGCCAUGCGCCCUAUCCGGAUCUCUCACCGGAGGUGACCGAAAAAUAUGCCAUGCCCACGCAAUAUGUACCGCGCUCGCCGGUCGCUUCGCGUAUUGCGCGCCGUCAGCGUCAACAACAACAGCAACAGUCGCAUAAUCACCACCACCACCAACAGGCCGCACAGCCGGCGACGCAUCACAUGAAUACAUCGGCGAAUUUUUGCGAUCAAGUGCGUGAUGCGCCGCCCGGCUACAUAGUGGACGCAGGCUUCAGCAUAGUGCGCGCCAAGAGUUAUGAUCGUUUGGCCUCUGCGUCGUCAAACGCGGGUUCGAUGCGCCGUGAGACCAAAGCUGCUGCUGAUGCGUCACAGUCACAGCAGCAGCAGGCGCAAGUUAAUGCCGAAGCUGCGCCGCAUGUGAAUCGACGUAGUGGUCGGCGUGAUGCCGCCGGUCGUGUGCGUCCACGUUCCUAUUGUAAUUCCAUGUCGGGUGGUGAGGGCGUAAUACGCGGUAGCUUAGUCUACGAGCGUGACUUCGCGGUACAGAGUGGUGUUGUUGGCAAUAAUGGCGUUGAUGGCGGCGGCGUCGGUAUUAACGGUGGUAGUGGCGUAGUUGAUGGCGGUGGAAAUAUUGGCGGUGAUCAGUUGGCAUAGGCAGAGGCUGGGAAAGUGAGUAGUACAGUGUUGGAGACACAAAAGGUACGGAGUCUUAACGAUCGUACGCGUUAUUGAGGUUGAAUAGAGUAGCUUUAUUAGACAGGGUCCUUGAAAAGAAUUGUAGUCUUCAAUAAGUAUCUGAGAAGGUAUGUUGAGUUUGAGACAAUUUCUGAAACUAAUGAUGAGAUGAACUCAAUAUUACUGAGAUGAUAUGUAGAAGGCUAUCGACAAUUUGAGUCCACUUAGAUUUAGCUAAGCAAGACUAAAGUUGGUAAAAUAGGAGAUUAAAACUUGAAAUAAAAUUUUUGAAAAGACACGAGAAGCAUCAACAUUUUUGCUAUAGAUGAGUACUUUGUAUGAAAUUAUAGUAAAUCUUUAGAUAUAGUAAAAGGCCUUGAGCCGUAACUCGCUGUAGAGAUUACUACGAUGACUAAAUUAAUUAAACCCAGACUUUAAGAAAACGACUAGGUAAAGAGAGCAGAGCUUUUUAAAUAUAGCAAAGUAAGAUUAAUGUUUGUUCUGAACUAUUUCCCUGACACUUUUCACUUUCCAAAACCGUUUCGUAUUGCACUUACUGCCUCUCCAAAGUCACUGAGAACUGCCACUAUUUCUGAGAACCCCUCACAACUUUCUAAAGCUUUCAUUUAAUUUUGAUAUUUUUGUACUCUCAUUGCAAAGCUUUCAUCUUCCUUUUCGACUUCAUUGCUUUUUCUUCUCUCUCACUCUCUCUCUCACUCUCUCUCUUACUCUCAUCCCUCUCAUACAUUCGAUUUCGUUCUCAAUUCCAUUUCAUAUCAUUAAAUUAUAAUUUGCAUUCUUUUUUACUUUUAUUUAAAGCAAAUUGAUUUCCAUUUUCUAGACUGGUAGACUACGAUUGCUGAGUUGAUUUAUUGCUCUCAUAUGCGACACAUUAAUGGUUAAAUGGUUGUUAAAGCUUCUAUCAAAAACACACACUCUCUCUAAGCUGCUCCGCGCGCUUUCUCACACAUAAACUCAGCGUGCGCUCUCUCGCACACUCACUCUCAAAUGAAAAGCUACUAAGCCAGCCUGCGUUCGCAUCGCUCUCGCUCUCUCUAGCUGCGCCAUUGUUGUUGCGCGCAAAUUGUGCGUAUACUUGUAUACAGUAAUGUUGCAUGUGCUGAUGUUGCUGUUGCUACUAAAACGAUGUUGCUGCAACAUAUUGCUAAGUGCGAAGUAAACGCAAUGCCAAGCGGCUAUCAAGAAGAAAACAUGUAUGUAAAUGCCAUGCAAAUUUUGUAAUGCAGUUGAAAAAUGUUAAAGAAACCGUUAGCUAAUGGCAUGACAAUGUUUGCAAAAAAAUAUUAAAAAUUUAAAAAUAAAAACAAAAACAACAAAAAGUAACUUCAUGUUUGUGUACUAAAAAUGUGUUUAUAAGCAAAGAAAAAAAUGUUUAAAAAUAUUUGGUGUUGUUUGUUUGUGUAAUAAGAAUUAAUUUGUUAACCUAAACACACACACACACACGUACACAUUUAUAGAUAUAUAUAUAUAUAUAUAUAUAUGUACUCUAACUGUAUUGUAAAUUGACAUUGUAAAUUAUUUUUAUGUUAUUUAACGAACACACACAUUUACUUAUUUACUUUUUGUAUGUAUUACAUAUAUAUCUCAGUAUGUACAUAAUAUAUAUAUAGACUUCAUAUAUAUAUCUACAUUGUAUGUACCAUAACUUUAGUUCUUGCAAUAAUACUGAAAUGGGUAUUUGAUUUGUUUCUAACGGACUUAAAGCAAUAAUUUAUAUUUAUAUAUGUAUGUAUGUAACUGUUUGAAAACGCUCACAAACGCCCGAGCCACAAAUACGAUUAGCUAAGCUUAGCUUUAAUGUCAAAUUUAAGUUUUUAAGCGCCAACGACGGCGCUAGCAACAUGUUUACAGUGUACGAAAGGUUGCUAGCAUUGAUAAUAAAUGUUGACAGUGUUAGCAACAUGUAUACAUUGUAAAAAAAUGUUGCUAGCGCUGAUAAUGAGAAAGAUAUGAUAUAUUAGAGUAUAGCAAGAGAGGAGAGAGAGUGGUUAUGAAUAACAAAAAUAUUUUAGUAAGAGAAAUAUAUUUGAUAAAGGCAAGUGCAUUAAGGAUUUUGGAUAGAUAAACGAUCAGGAUGAAUUUGAGAUCAACAUUGAGAUCUUAUGAAUACUGAAACAGUACGGAGUAAGAUUUUUAACGUGAGAGUGAGAGGGAUUAAUAAAAAAAUAUUUUAGAGAGUAAGUAAAGAGAUGAGAUGAGUAAAAAAUACAGAGAGGUAGUACUGCUUUCGUAAAAUGAAGGAACAGCAGCAGAGUUCCGUAUUAAAAACAGUAAAUAUAAAGACAUAGAUAAUAACAAGAUUUUGACGAAAGAUACAGUUCGUGAUAUAGAUGCAUUGAGUGGUACAGAAAGAGAAACUAACACAGUUAAGGACAUGUGGAUAAUUUAAGGUACAUUAAUAGAUACAAAAAAAUGGCUGCACAGAAGAGUGUACCGUUUCAGAGAACCAAUCUAAGAGAGCUAAAGCACCAGAUAACGGUAUUUAAAGACCUAUA
Messenger RNA from Zeugodacus cucurbitae (melon fly), 7266 nucleotides. It is a transcript of the gene NKAIN, whose product is annotated as sodium/potassium-transporting ATPase subunit beta-1-interacting protein. The transcript has 7 exons. Bases 1388 to 4729 code for a protein of 1113 amino acids. Gene Ontology annotation, biological process: regulation of sodium ion transport. The record is from RefSeq and is a predicted model, not a curated record. Lineage: Eukaryota; Metazoa; Arthropoda; Insecta; Diptera; Tephritidae.